AUGGGACUAAUUUUAUUUACGAUACUCGGCAUCGACUGUACCACUAAUGAGUGGCAAUUGGUAUGGAGUGACAAGUUUGACGGCCAGUAUCUCAACAGAACCCUAUGGGAAGUGGAGGACGAGUGGAAUCGGCGACAGUGCACACGUGCAAAAGAACUAAACCUACUGAACUGUUACGCCGAUCAGCGCCGGAAUAUACACCUAAUCAACGGCACACUCGCUAUAACGCCGGCCCGCGAGUGGUCAACGUAUAGCCAAAAGGAACUCAAAGCGUACACAUCGGCGGUCAUAACAAGUCGCGCGAACUGGACGUACGGGCGUUUUGAAAUCAGGGCGUCGUUGCCCCAGGGCAAAAUGCUCACACCUGCCAUAUACAUGGAGUCAGUGAACGGAAGUUUGCACUUGGCCACAAACGGGUUCAUCGAGCUGGUAACCAAUCGCCAGGAGCAGUCAAUAGUGGGCGGAGGUUAUUAUGGCCAAUCAAACACGAACGACCCGGAGUACCCGAUCGGCGGGAACAGCACCCGUUUAGGCGACUUUCACACCUAUACGCUGGAGUGGACACCGGGUUGGAUGCGCUGGAGUCGGGGCAUUGACUUUAAUAUCAGUAGGCGUUUGAGUGACGACUACGACCGGCCCUUUAGGCUAGUGAUCAAUCUGUUUGUUGGCGGUAAUACACAGUACUUGUUUCCGGGGCAAACACUAACCGAUGAUGACUACCGGGGCUGGAAGUGUUCGGCCAUUAUUGUAGACUACGUACGGGUCUACCAGUGGUCACACGUAGACAACGUUACGGAGAGUACACCACAGUUUGUAGAGUCGCACGUUAACAACGUUACGGUAAUAAAGACACUGCCGGCCGAUCGGCUAUACAGUGGCCACAUAUGCGAGGCUGCGAUGGCGUACGUAAAUAAAAACGACCCCGAUCAUGGUGCCAUAACUCUCGUCUACCUUAUUGCCGGACUCGUAUUGGGGCUAAUUUUUAUAGCAUUACUAGUGUUUAAUGUAUACACAUAUGUGACGCAAAAGCGCUUGAAAGCCAAGAAUAGUGCCGAGCUUAAUGGUGAUGGUGAUAAAUUGACCGAGAUUACUUUGAAUGAUUCCACUGUCAAUUAUUGCGUUUAG
Molecule: messenger RNA, 1125 nt
Organism: Medioppia subpectinata
Lineage: Eukaryota; Metazoa; Arthropoda; Arachnida; Sarcoptiformes; Oppiidae
Source: the annotation of a GenBank genome assembly